Cercopithifilaria johnstoni is the source of this 1194-nucleotide messenger RNA. The record is from the annotation of a GenBank genome assembly. Lineage: Eukaryota; Metazoa; Nematoda; Chromadorea; Rhabditida; Onchocercidae.
AUGGCAGAGCCAGGUGAUGCAGUACGGAUCGAUGAUGUGGAAAACAGUAGUGACGAUGAGGAAGAGGAUGAUGAGGAAAGCAGUACAGAAAGUGAUGAAAGUUCAGCUGAAGAAAGCAGCAAUGAAGAUGAAAGUGAAGAGAAAAGUAGUGAUGAUGAUGGAGCUGAUGACAUCAACGUUUGGGAUUCUAUGGAUGACGGAGCACAAACUGAAGAAGCAGUUGAAGCUUCGCUGCAAGCGGAUUAUACGAAGGCUCUUAAUCUUAUCGUAGACGGUCAGAAGCAGAAAGCGCUUACAAUAAUGGAAAAACUUCUUCAACAUCCAAUUCUUCAAAAGUUUGAAGUCAACAUCAAUUCGUUUAACUGGAAUGAGGCCAGAGAAGAAGCUUGUGCGAAUCAAUCUCGUGUAUCAGCUAUGGCUCGCCUUUUCUCUUCCUUGCAUUUCAAUAUCAGUCGACUUCUAGACGAUCCAAUAGAUCACUUGUUAAUCGCGUUAACUGUAUAUCCAAAUGAUGAAUAUUUAUGGAAACAUGUAGGAGAAGAAUCCCUGAAAGUACGGGAUUGGUCUAUGGCACUGUAUGCAUUCGGAAAGUGCUCAUCUGCCUGGAGUGUUAUUCGCGGGAUCCUUAUCGCCUUGUAUAACGCUAACUUGUUUGAAGAUUGUCUCCUGAAAAUAAAAUCUGUAUUGGAGUACGACAAGACAUAUUUUUUGGGACGAGUUUUGAAAGAAAUCAUUCGAGAAACAAGUUCUUAUUGGGAAAUGAAAUGUCGUCAAAUGUUCAACGAAGAUCCGGUUUUUGUACAGCACAAUAAUACUAUAAAAAUUACGGAGAACGAAAAAGAAUUGAUUCUAAAUGAAAUCACAAAUAUUGGAAAAUCUACUGCUGACAUUGAACCUGUGUUCAAACCAGUGGUGGUUGACAUAAGUACUUGUUCAGACUUAGCAGAAGUAGGAAUUUAUUUGUGCGAUGUAUAUGAUCGAAUCGAAUCCUUCUCCAGUUUCUCAAAACAAGCUGUAGUAAUAUGUGGUACGAAUCUGUUAGAUGAGUUCGAGGACAUUGUGCAUGAUGUUUCUAAUGAUCUUAUGGAUUGUGUUAACGUGAUCCAGGAUUUAAUUGAUAGAAUUGUACCUGUAGAAGCUAUUCAACCUGCUUCAAAUAUUGUAAGUUAUAUUAAAUUUUGCAUAGUGUUUUAA